GUUUAGUAUACAAAAAAAUAAAAUUAGAAAAGGUUAAACUAUAAAUGAAUGGAGUUGAAUUCUUUUCUUCUUCUUUUUUUUUUUCCCAUGGAUUGAUUAUUGGGCCUUCGUAAUCCAACCCAAAAAAAGAAAAUGAAGGCCCAAAUCAAUUUCAAACACAGUAGAUGUUUGACUUUUGACAGUACCCAGAAUGAGAAACGAUCCAGUCUUUCUGAGAAACAGUGAAGGAAACAAAGGAAAUUGAAGCAACAAAGGCCAUCGGGGCAAAAAAUAAGAAAAAAGCAAUCAAGAAAGAAAGAAAGAAGAAAUUCUGCGAAAACCAAAGAAAUUCCAGAUAUAUCUGGUCGAUCAGAAGAAUUUAUCAUCCCUGGAAGUUGCGAAAAAUUUGUAGGAAACAGAAGUUGAACAAUACUGAAGAAUUCUGAGGGAAAGAUGCUGCCCACCACAUCGAAGGGGCGGACGAGCUCCAAUGCCCGACCCACUUCUGCUCUUCCUCAUUACCUCCGUAGAAUCGUCAAGUGGCAACAAAUGGACAUUGAAUAUACGUUCUGGCAGAUGCUUCAUCUUUGCACCUCUCCCAAAGUAGUAUAUCAGCACACAAAGUACCACAAGCAAACAAAGAAUCAAUGGGCGCGUGAUGAUCCUGCAUUUGUUGUUAUAUGCACUGUUCUUUUGGCGGUUUGUACUUCAGCUUACUGCGUGGCGUAUGAUCAUAGCCUGGGGCAUGCUGUUUAUGUUGUUAUAUCAGUUUUGCUUUUUCAUUUUCUGAUAACCGGUGCAGUUUUGGCAACUUGCUGCUGGUUCUUGACCAAUAACUAUCUUCGCGAAGAAGUUCCAAACAGUCAUGUGGUGGAGCAACGAGUAGAAUGGUUGUAUGCAUUUGAUGUACACUGCAACUCGUUCUUUCCGAUGUUCGUGCUGUUGUAUGUCAUUCAUUACUUCUUGUCCCCUGUCUUGAUUGCUCAUGGUUUCAUCCCUGUUUUGCUCUCAAAUCUGCUGUUUAUGGUGGCUGCUUCCUACUAUCAUUAUCUAAAUUUUUUGGGCUAUGAUGUGCUACCAUUCUUGGAGAAAACAACUUUCUUCCUAUAUCCGAUUGGCCUUGUACUUGUCCUCUCGCCCAUCUUCAUUCUGAGUGGCUUCAAUCCAUCAAGAUAUUUCAUGAAUCUGUACUUCAGUCAGUUGGAAUGAUUACAACUAACCGUUAAGAUGGUGUCAAAGAUGCAAAAAGAUCAGAAGGUCGUGCUUCUGCAAAACGCGAGCUUAUGCGGUUAGUAAUCUGACCGUGCUCUUUGAAGGCCGUGGAAUUUGGGACCGAGGGUUUGUGAAUCUUAGUUAAGGCCUUAUUUUGUUGGGACUCGAGACUAUACUUAGGUUGGAAGGUCCCUUAGAAUUGAUCGGCUGAGGAACUUGAUAAGUGAAGAACUGUUUUAAUUCCUUAGGUGAUAGGUCUUUUGAUUUUUCUCUUUGUAAUCCUUGAUGGGAAAUCUAGACUACACCAUUUUUUAUGGCGGAAGCUACUAGAAGAGUUAAUAUUGUACCAUAUCUUGAGGGUAUAGAAGACUUUACUCAGUUGCUGUGUUUACUGGCAGUACCUCCUUUUUUAGACCCUUCUUCAUUUUUGGUUUUUAGAAGAGAACAAAAAAAAGCACUUUAAAACGCA
This is a messenger RNA of Oldenlandia corymbosa var. corymbosa, 1660 nucleotides long. The record is from the annotation of a GenBank genome assembly. Lineage: Eukaryota; Viridiplantae; Streptophyta; Magnoliopsida; Gentianales; Rubiaceae.